Fulvia fulva is the source of this 1905-nucleotide messenger RNA. RefSeq names its product Fumarate reductase. NCBI's taxonomy places the organism in Eukaryota, Fungi, Ascomycota, Dothideomycetes, Mycosphaerellales, Mycosphaerellaceae. The transcript has 4 exons. The record is from RefSeq and is a predicted model, not a curated record. Gene Ontology annotation, molecular function: FMN binding; oxidoreductase activity. Bases 1 to 1905 code for a protein of 634 amino acids.
AUGCCGCAGAGAAUCAUUGUUGUUGGCGCCGGCCUUUCCGGCCUGAGCGCUGCUCACACCAUCUACCUUGCCGGCGGCAAUGUUGUGCUUCUCGACAAGAACAACUUCAUGGGUGGCAACUCCACCAAGGCCACCUCCGGCAUCAACGGUGCCUUGACCCGCACACAGACCGACCACAAGAUCGCCGACAGCGUCAAGCAAUUCUACGACGACACCAUCAAGUCGGCACGAGACAAGGCCCGACCAGAUCUCGUCAAAGUCCUCACAUACCAGUCGGCGGGUGCCGUAGAGUGGCUGCAGGAUGUCUUCAACCUCGACCUCACCCUGGUUUCGCGCUUAGGAGGCCACUCCUACCCACGAACGCACCGUGGCCACGAUGCCAAGUUCCCCGGAAUGGCCAUCACCUACGCCUUGAUGCAGCGAUGGGAAGAGCUAUGUGAGAAGGAGCCGGAGCGAGUCGAGCUGGUCAAGAAGGCCAAGGUCAUGAAGAUCAACAUGGACGGAAACAGGGCGACUGGUGUUACGUACAAGUUCGGCCAUGAGGACGUCACAGUCGAUGGCCCAGUCGUGCUCGCGACUGGUGGCUACGCCGCUGACUUCGGCGAGGACUCGCUCCUCAAGAAGCACAGGCCAGACACUUUCGAUCUGUCGACCACCAACGGCAACCACGCCACUGGUGACGGUCACAAGAUGCUCAUGGCCAUUGGCGCAAACGGCGUCGACAUGGAGUCUGUCCAGGUCCACCCAACUGGUCUGGUCGACCCCAAGGACCCAACCGCAAAGACCAAGUUCUUGGCAGCAGAGGCUCUCCGUGGCGAGGGUGGUCUCCUGAUCAACAGCAAGGGUGAGCGAUUCGUCGACGAGCUGCAGCACCGUGACUUUGUCUCCGACAAGAUGUGGGAAGAGAAGAAGAAGGGCAACUGGCCAAUCCGCCUUUGCUUGAACAGCAAGGCAUCAAACACCCUCGACUUCCACACUCGCCACUACUCUGGCCGUGGUCUCAUGAAGAAGAUGACUGGAGCCGAGCUUGCCAAGGACAUCGGCUGUGGCGAGAAGAAGCUCGGCGAGACAUUCAAGGCAUACAACAAGUACGCAAACGGCGAGGAGAAGGACCCAUUCAACAAGAAGUUCUUCCACAACUUCCCCGUCGAGGUCAACGAUGACUUUCACGUCGCACACAUGGAGCCCGUGCUCCACUUCACCAUGGGUGGUAUCGAGAUCAACGACAAGUCAGAGGUCCUCAACUCAAAGGGCGAGCCUUUCGAGGGACUCUUCACUUGCGGUGAGCUGGCAGGUGGUGUCCACGGUGCCAACAGACUCGGUGGCUCAUCUCUGCUCGGCUGUGUCGUCUACGGUCGCGUGGCAGGUACCAGCUCGAGCAAGUACCUCUUCCAGGAAGUCCUCAACAGCGAGGGUGGCCAAGCAGCAUCGCGUGCCGGCCAAAUUAGCCUUCACAUCGACCCCAGCACACCAGGCAAAUUCACCGUGGAGUGGGGCACCGGCUCGGGCGCAAGCUCCGGCUCCAGCGACAACACCAGCAAACUGCAGCAGCACGGCCAGAAGUCCGCGGCUCCAGUCAUGGACGGUAAGGGCGGUGACCCAGGCAAGAAGCAGGAGACGAACGACGUCAAGAACUUCAAGGUGCCAGAGGACGAGUACUCUCUCGAAGAGGUCGCGAAGCACAACAAGAAGGAGGACCUGUGGAUCGCAGUCAAGGGUGUCGUCAUGAACGUCACCGACUGGGUUGACGAGCACCCAGGUGGUCCACAAGCGCUUUUCUCACACAUGGGCAAGGACGCGUCGGAAGAGUUUGAGAUGUUGCAUGAUGAUGAGGUCAUUCCAAAGUAUGCUGCUGGUAUUGUGAUUGGCAGAGUGAAGGGGCAGGAGAUUACGUUGGAGUACUAG